AUUUGGACGUCCCAGAACCAGUGCGAAGCGAUCCCAAGUUCAAAUAUCUUGUCAUGGACUGUAGACGGCCUGAGUUUGACAACCAGGAAUCUUUAUCUGAGAUGGAGCGGGAGAAGCCGUGGGGUCCACAGUGGCAGUUUGGUCAAGGCACUUUGCCUUGGCUCGACUAG
Molecule: messenger RNA, 170 nt
Organism: Perkinsus marinus ATCC 50983
Lineage: Eukaryota; Perkinsozoa; Perkinsida; Perkinsidae
Exons: 1
Source: RefSeq, a predicted model, not a curated record